AUGUCAGCUAGAAUUGGGCGGCUGCGGGGCCUGUGUCUGCGCCAUGUGAGCUCGACAAGGCAAACGUCGCCCAUCCAGCGACGCUUCCUGAAUCAGUUUAUUUCCAGAGUGCAACAAGAUGACCUACCUGUGCUCGAACAGCGGCAAUUCCGUCUUGCCGUAAAAGACAACAUUGCCACGGUCUCUCCCAACCCCGAAGAGGAAACGCCUCUGACGACGACAUGCGGCUCCAACUUCCUCGCCAACUACCGCAGCCCCUUCGAGGCCACCAUCGUCACCCAAUUGCGAUCGCGCGGCGCUCUCUUGGUCGGCAAGACCAACCUCGAUGAGUUCGGCAUGGGCAGCCACUCGGUACAUACGGCCUUUGGAGCAGUCGCGCAGGAGGGGGAACAGCAAGCAGUCAACAAGCACUCCGCAGGCGGCAGCUCAGGUGGAAGUGCCGUAGCGGUAGUCACCGGCGAAGCGGACAUUGCUCUUGGCACCGACACGGGCGGCUCAGUCCGGUUACCGGCCGCGUACACGGGCGUGGUGGGAUUUAAGCCCUCGUACGGAAUGAUCUCACGCUACGGCGUGGUUCCGUACGCCAACUCGCUCGACACGGUAGGAUUACUGGCCAAGGAAGUGCGGCCCAUCACUGAGCUUAUUCUCGGAUCGGGAGAGGCCGAGGGUCUCUGGGCCGAACACGACCCACUCGACCCCACGAGCCUUUCCCCGGGAGCGCGCAGACGAUGCGCCAGCCAACGGGACUGCUACCAUAGCGGUCCUCUCUCCAAGCACCCAUACCCGCUCAAGAAUCUCAAGUUCGGCUUGCCACUAGAGUACAACAUCACCGAACUCUCGCCCUCGAUCCGCGCCGCCUGGUCCGCCGCCGCCGCCAAGCUGCAAUCCCUCGGCGCCCGCCUCGUUCCCGUCUCCCUGCCCUCGACCCGCCACGCCCUGUCAGCUUACUACGUCAUCGCGCCCGCCGAGGCUUCGUCCAACCUGGCCAAGUACGACGGCAUCCGGUACGGUACGCGGUUUACGUCUCCUACGGAAAGUGAUGCUGCUGUUUCAGAAGGACAGGAAGAAGCACAAGGAAACCUCUACGCCCGCGCCCGCGCCGCCGGUUUCGGUGAUGAAGUCAAGCGCCGCAUUCUUCUAGGCGCGUACACGCUCUCCUCGGCCGCUAUGGACAAUUACUUCCUCAAAGCGCAAAAGGUGCGGCGGCUGGUGAGGCGGGACUUUAACCGCGUUUUUGCGCUGCCUAACCCUCUGCUGGACAAACCGGAGAGCUUUGAGCUCAGCGAGCUGCCGGAGACGGUCGGGCUGGAGGAUAAGUGGGGGCCUACGGAGGUGGACUUCCUGCUGUGUCCAACGGCGCCGAUGACAGCACCGAAGCUGGAGGAAGUGCUGAGUGAGGAGGAGAAGGAUCCCGUCAACGCUUAUAUGAAUGAUGUUUUUACUGUGCCGGCGAGCUUGGCGGGGUUGCCGGCUAUUAGUGUGCCGAUGAGGGUUCAAGAAGAAAAGGAGGGGACGGGUAUGGCUGGGUUGCAGCUUAUUGGGCAGUAUUGGGAUGAUGCGAGACUGUUGGCUGUUGCGGAGGCUGUGGCUGGUGUUGUUGGCGAGGAGCUCUAG
Sordaria macrospora k-hell is the source of this 1614-nucleotide messenger RNA. RefSeq lists its product as uncharacterized. Lineage: Eukaryota; Fungi; Ascomycota; Sordariomycetes; Sordariales; Sordariaceae. Gene Ontology annotation, cellular component: mitochondrion; glutamyl-tRNA(Gln) amidotransferase complex. Gene Ontology annotation, biological process: glutaminyl-tRNAGln biosynthesis via transamidation; mitochondrial translation. The record is from RefSeq and is a predicted model, not a curated record. Gene Ontology annotation, molecular function: glutaminyl-tRNA synthase (glutamine-hydrolyzing) activity.